AUGGUCAAAGGAAAGGAACCGUCAGAGAAGAUGCCAAUCGAUCGCAAAAAGCAGCAGCCACCACCUCCUAAACUUCCGACAGCAGCAACGGCAAAACCGAGCAUACCAAACAAGAUGCAGUCGCCUACGAUGCGUGGAGGCCAGGCGGAAGGCGAAUCUAGCUCUAAGCCUCAAGCAAGCCGCCAGGAGGAAAUCGAGAAGGCCUAUAACAAAAUGUUUCGAGGAGGAGCGACGCUGCUAAGCCUCGCGUACACCGACUUCGAGAAUCUGCAGAAAGAAAUCUCCAAACUACGGAAAGAGAAGCAGAUCGACGUGGCAGCCAUCACCAGCGAACUGGCCGCAAUACGUGCAUCAGGACCGAGCGAUAGCAGUGCAGUCCAAGAGCUGCAAGAGAUGUACCGUCAACAGCAACAGAGCCAAGAGACGGACUGGAAAAAGCUGAAAGAAUGGCAAACGAACCUCGAACACAAAAUCGAGGCGCUCCUCAAACUGAAGACCCCGUGCGCUCUCACGAAGGUCGAGCUGACGACUACGAUUCGAAAGGAACUUGGAUCACUUCGCCAGCACCAAGCCCACUUGAUGGAAAUCCAGCCGAAGCCACUGGUUCGAGACGACAUCCAAGGGAUCAUCGACGACCAAAGGGAACUGCGCACGACGUACAAGCGCAUCGAGGACAAAGCCGAUCAAACAGCAAAGGACAUCUCGCACAUAAUGGACAAAGUCGAUCGAAACGCAAAAGAUCAUACGCACCUAAUGGACAAGAUUGACCGUAAUGCGAGGGAUCUCGUGAACCUGACGGUAACUCUGGAUACUCUCCAGACCGAUCUUCGCAACUUCUUCUCACAAAGCACCACUCGACCGUCACCACCGAGACGAUCUGCAACGGACGAUCACCACAACAGGACCAGUGCCGAUGAUACUCGCUCCACCAGCAUCCGUGGAUCAACUGAACCAGCAAUCCGCUCCAUCGUCACACGCGUACAGAGAGCGGACAAGGACGAAUCGCGAUCGCUGCAGCAGGUCCGGGACGACAUUCGUACCGCAGAUGACGACCUUCGACGCCUCAAACGACGCAUAGAGGACACACUGCGCGAGAACAGAACUGAUUCCGCUAGCCGACUCCAGGAACUCCACGAGGAUAAGCAACGGCUCAUCGCUCGUAAGGAAAGACUCGAAAGCACGGAAAGACGCCUUACAAGGAAAUCGAAAGCUCAACAGGAGGAUCGCGUGGAACAAACACCAUCUCACAAAAGGACUCGUCACGAUUCCCGCGAACGCGUCUAG
Messenger RNA from Ostertagia ostertagi, 1284 nucleotides. The record is from the annotation of a GenBank genome assembly. NCBI's taxonomy places the organism in Eukaryota, Metazoa, Nematoda, Chromadorea, Rhabditida, Trichostrongylidae.